Messenger RNA from Mustela erminea (ermine), 3168 nucleotides. RefSeq names its product zinc finger protein 444 (gene ZNF444). Gene Ontology annotation, biological process: regulation of transcription by RNA polymerase II. Gene Ontology annotation, molecular function: DNA-binding transcription factor activity, RNA polymerase II-specific; RNA polymerase II cis-regulatory region sequence-specific DNA binding. NCBI's taxonomy places the organism in Eukaryota, Metazoa, Chordata, Mammalia, Carnivora, Mustelidae. The record is from RefSeq and is a predicted model, not a curated record. Bases 1438 to 2874 code for a protein of 478 amino acids. The transcript has 6 exons.
UCUUGAUCUUGGGGUUGUAGGUUCAAGCCCCACAACCAAAAGAUAAAAUCUUAAAAAAAAAAAAAAAAAAAGGAAAGAUGGGCUGCAGGCCAGAUCUGGCCCACAGGCGGCUGUUUGCUGACCCAGUCCUAGUGGUUCUCAAGUGUCGUGAUCUCGGGGCCCCCUUACAUUCUUAAAAGUUACUGGAGAUCCCGAACUAUCUUUACUAGUAGCAGUUGUGUUUGUGGGUAUGUAUCCUAUUAAAGCAAAGGCCAAAGAAAUUUCAAAGUAUUUACUAAUAAUGCUUAUAAGAUUAGAAGUAAUCAACAUUUCAUAUGUUGACAUAAGUAACCUUUUUUUUAAUGGAAAAUAACUGUGUUUUCCAAAACAAAAAAUUGGAAACCUGGCCUUGUUUUUCUGCGAAUAUCUCCAAUUCCUGACUUGAAAGAAGAUGGCUUCUCCAUUCGGCCUGUGUGUGUGCAGCCUGUGGAAGACCCCGGCGCACCCUCAGAUACCAUCUUACCAUCAUGAUGGAACAGUUCUGACCUUGCUGUACCCUGGGGGUCCCUGGACCACAGGAGGAUCUCUCUUCUAGCCCGGAGUCUUUCAGUCUUAGUGCUGUCGACAUUCGGGGCUGGACCAUUCUGUGCCAUGGGGCUGCCCUGUGGGCCUUAGGACCGCCAGCUGCCUCCCCACCGCUGGACACCCACAGCCCCAUUCCCCUACCCCCAUCCAGCAGUCAAAAGUCUCCAGACAUUCCCAGCUGUCUCCCGGUAGAGACGCUGCCGUGUCUGGGUCCCCUCCUUCGGGAACAGGGAAGAGGAAGGGGAGGGCACGCGGCUUCCUUGGAGGGUGGGGGGAUUGCACAGAGGAGGAAGGGGAGAGUGGAUGUGGGCCAAGUCCCACAGUCCGCCUCUUUUCCCGAUCCCCGGACAUGACUGGGGGCCCAUCCAUGUGUCGGAUGGCGUGGGCAGCCACGGGAAUACUGAAUGGGCACCUCAGCAACAGACACUGAUUUCUCUCAGUUCUGGGGCUGGAGUCCAAGGUCGGGUGCAGGCAGAUUUGUGUCCGGGCUGCGGGGGCAGCUUGCUUGUCUCCUCAUGUGGCAGAGCACGUCCAGGGAUGUCUGUUCCUCUAGCGGCACCAAUCCCCUCGUAUUCGGACCUCAGCCUCAUGGCUUCUCUUCGUCUCUUUCUCCGUUUUUACUGAGACGUCAUUGACAUAGAGCGUUGUGUUCAGUUACCCCGGGACCAUCUGAUGUGGGUACGUUGUGACGCGGUCGCCAUGCAGUUCCGAGCGGACAGCGCCAUCUCGGGAGCCCCAGCUGCCACGCCGCCCGUUAGAGCCCCCGUGUCUUCUAACUGAAGCUUGUGUCAGCUUCAUCCAAACCCACCUCCGGACACCGGGGUGCUGGGUUAGAGCUCGGCGCUGCUGUCCCUGCAGGACUCACAGACCCCCAUGGAGGUCCUGUCUCCCCAGCCCGUGAAGCAGGAAGGCCAGACGGCCGAGGGCCUGACCCUGGACUCGCCGUGGCACCGCUUUCGCCACUUCCACCUGGGCGAUGCACCAGGCCCCCGCGAGGCGCUGGGGCUGCUGCGCACCUUGUGCCGAGACUGGCUGCGACCCGAGCUGCACACCAAGGAGCAGAUGCUGGAGCUGCUGGUGCUGGAACAGUUCCUGAGCGCACUGCCCGCCGAUGUCCAGGCCUGGGUGUGCAGCCGGCGGCCCCGGAGCGGGGAGGAGGCCGUGGCCCUGCUGGAGGAGCUCUGGGGACCAGCAGUGAGGGCACCUCAGGAUGUGACAGAAGGCUCUGGGGUGAGCACUGGAAAGGAUGAUGUUGGGAUGAUGCCCUUAGGAGAUGCGGCCCCCGGGGUGGAGAUGCUGGCGACGGGGGACGCCCAGGCCACGCGCCCCUACAAGCAGGAGCCGGGCAGCCCUCCACCGGCCCCCGCGGCGCCGCCUGCGCCCGGCCUGCCCCCCUUCCUGGCGGCGGCAGCGGCCGCCCCGGGCACCACCUCUUGCCCCGAGUGCGGCAAGGCCGCCCUGAAACCCGCGCACCUGCUGCGCCACCGGCAGAGCCACUCGGCCGAGAAGCCGCACGCCUGCCCCGAGUGCGGCAAGGCCUUCCGGCGCAAGGAGCACCUGCGGCGCCACCGCGGAACGCACCCCGGCGGCCCCGGGCCGGCCCUGCGCCCGCUGCCCGCGCGCGAGAAGCCGCACGCCUGCUGCGAGUGCGGCAAGACCUUCUACUGGCGCGAGCACCUGGUGCGCCACCGCAAGACACACUCGGGGGCGCGGCCGUUCGCCUGCUGGCAGUGCGGCAAGGGUUUCGGGCGCCGCGAGCACGUGCUGCGCCACCAGCGCAUUCACGGCCGCGCCCGCCGCCCAGCCCCUCCCGGCCUGCAGCCCCCUGCUCCUGCGCCGGCUCCAGUCGGAACCUGUUUCCUCGACUCCUGUCCCGGGCCACACGGCCCUAUCGGGUUGUCACAGCCUGCCAGGCUGUCCCACUCCGUGCAGGUGCGCCCGCGAGCCCCUCCGCCCCCCCCCCCCCCCGGCCUCUCCCCCGGCCGUGUGGGGGCCCAGCGAGGCUGGCCUGAGCCCAAGAGAGGAGCGCGGGGCAGGGGUGGAGCGCGGGCCCCGGAUCCAGAGGAGGCUGGAGGAAGGAGACCCCUCCCCACGGGGCGAGGGUGGGAGGGGGAAGGGAUGAUGGUUCUGACAGGAUGGACUGGGCUCUGCUCGUGGGCUCCUUGGGCUCGCCCCUCUCUGCGGCUGGGAGGGUGCGUGAUGGACAGCGAUGCCCGCUCCAGUGAAGCACCGCGGAGACCACAGUUCACCAUUUGGAGAGUAAUAAAGUUACUGAUGAGAGGUGCCCAGGCAGUCCCAAGUUCUGUGUAGGCGGGCCUCACCUCCGAAGCCCGUGUUCUGGGAGGACCUUGGGCACCAGUUCCUCGUCCUUGAGCCUGGAGAGAAGCCUCUCAGAGAUGGGUUUCAUCCAGCUCCCUGGCGGCCCAGGAGCAGGUAUCUCCACUGCCGUCCUUAGAGCCAGAACGAUGCUCAAUGGAGGGACUGGCUUGGCGACAGACCCACUUGGGUUCUAAUCUCGGCCUGUGGCUUCCUGGCUGCUCAGCUUUCAUACCCACUGUGGGUUUCGGUGUCCACAUCUGUAAACAGCAGUGGUUCCUAUGUUCA